Messenger RNA from Caretta caretta (loggerhead turtle), 4035 nucleotides. RefSeq names its product gamma-aminobutyric acid receptor subunit alpha-4. Gene Ontology annotation, biological process: chloride transport; gamma-aminobutyric acid signaling pathway; monoatomic ion transmembrane transport. The record is from RefSeq and is a predicted model, not a curated record. Gene Ontology annotation, molecular function: GABA-A receptor activity; extracellular ligand-gated monoatomic ion channel activity. Gene Ontology annotation, cellular component: membrane. Lineage: Eukaryota; Metazoa; Chordata; Testudines; Cheloniidae.
UUCCCACCCACCCCAGAGCCGUGGGGUGAAGGGACGCAAGGGAGGGAGGAGACCCUCCCUACCCACCCGCGGUUUCUGCCUCGUAGUUGCCACGUUGGAUCCUCCCUCUCCUCUGGCGCUCGCAAGGGAGCGGGGCAAACAACCAGGCGAGCCGCAGCGCCCGGCUCCAUGUGAUCGAGCCGAACCCCCUCUUGCGAGGGACUAGCGGGGGGGCGGGACGAAGGGAGGAGCGGGGCUGGGGGACGGGAGCCUGUUGCCCCCUCGCGAGUUAGCGGCUCGGGCAGCCUCGCCCAGCCGCCUGGAUGUGCAGAGCGCCCGGCGACGCGGCAGCCGCGAGAUGUAGCGCGGCCGGGAGACCAGCGGCGCGAGCAAGCAGGGUCCCCCCGCGCUGGUUCCUCCGAGCGUGCCUGCGCCCGCCCGGGCGCUCUGGGGCGGGCCGCCCCCUCCCUCUCCCCCGCCGGCGGCCGGGGUCUCCCCUCCGGGCCAGGCGCUGAGUGACGGGGCACGCGGCCAGGCUUGAAGAAUGGCAUGCAAAGAUGGUCUCUGCCAAGGAGCUAGUGAUCGCGAUGUCCUCGGGUCUCUGCAUCACCCUCCUGCACUUCCUGUGCCUGGCGACCUGCGUCACCGAGCCCCCGGGGCAGAUCAAAAAGGAGGAGAAAUUAUGGCCGGAGAAUUUUACAAGCAUCCUGAACAGUCUCCUGGAUGGUUAUGACAACAGGCUGCGUCCUGGAUUUGGGGGUCCUGUUACUGAAGUCAAAACAGAUAUAUAUGUCACCAGUUUUGGACCGGUUUCUGAUGUAGAAAUGGAAUACACAAUGGAUGUCUUCUUUCGUCAGACAUGGGUGGACAAAAGAUUAAAAUAUGAUGGUCCCAUUGAAAUUUUAAGACUUAAUAAUAUGAUGGUUUCGAAGGUGUGGACACCGGACACUUUUUUCAGGAACGGGAAAAAAUCCGUCUCGCAUAAUAUGACAGCCCCAAACAAACUCUUUAGAAUAAUGAGAAAUGGCACCAUCUUAUACACAAUGAGGCUUACCAUAAGUGCAGAAUGUCCCAUGAAAUUAGUGGAUUUUCCAAUGGAUGGUCAUGCUUGUCCUCUCAAAUUUGGGAGUUAUGCAUAUCCAAAGAGUGAAAUGAUUUACACCUGGACAAAAGGACCUGAGCAGUCUGUGGAAGUUCCUGAAGAGUCUUCCAGUUUAGUUCAGUAUGACCUGCUUGGGCAUACUGUAUCCACUGAAACUGUUAAAUCUAUUACAGGUGAAUAUGUUGUUAUGACAGUUUACUUCCACCUCAGAAGGAAAAUGGGUUAUUUUAUGAUUCAGACAUAUAUCCCGUGCAUUAUGACCGUGAUCCUCUCGCAAGUGUCAUUUUGGAUAAAUAAGGAAUCUGUUCCAGCUAGAACUGUAUUUGGAAUAACGACAGUUUUGACAAUGACAACGUUGAGCAUCAGUGCAAGGCAUUCGUUGCCAAAAGUAUCCUAUGCCACUGCCAUGGACUGGUUCAUAGCUGUCUGCUUUGCCUUUGUGUUCUCUGCUCUUAUUGAAUUUGCUGCUGUCAACUAUUUUACUAAUGUUCAACUGGAAAAGGCCAAAAGGAAGACAGUGAAAUCACUCCUUGAAUUUCCAAUCUUGCCGGUGCAGCGAGAACAGUGCACAGAAGAGGCACUCAUGACUACAGAUGCCAAUUCAAAUGUGAGGAAAAGAACAAAUGCCAUGGCACAGUCAGAAGCCGAUGGUGGGAACCGAACUGACACAGCAAACAGUUCCACCCAACCUUCUGGGGUAACUCAGGGGUCUUCUGACAUUACACCCCAGUCUCUUUCAGCAUCAAGUCCAAACCCGUUCAGUCGCCUCAGUGUAUCAGAAACAUUGUCUUCUGCAAGAGCUACUCCUCCAGCUCCUCCCUCCACCCCAAUUUUAACUGGAUGCAUAACCCAGCAUAUCACAGCUGGAUCCCCAUCUAUUCAUCAUUUACUUGGAUCUAGACUGGAGCAGAUUCAGACCACAGCUAAUACGGUGGGAGCAUCUGUAAAGCCGUCUGCUAUCUCUCCGUCUCCUGCUCCCCCUGCUUCCAGCUCUGGCACUAGAAUCACAGCCAGAGAUUGGAGUUGCCACCCUAAUGGACACUAUGAGAGAUGAGAGAUGAGAGACAGCAGUACUGCCAGCUACACUUCAGUAGCUGAAUGCACCUCUGGGAACAGCAGACCAGGCUGACGAAGGGAGGUGCAACAUUACAGUGGAGCAGGAAGAUGGGUUCCUAAAGUUAGGCAUCUAAUAGUCCAGUUAAAUGAGGGUGCUGUUAUGAGGAGUAAGCACCUUCAGCUUCCCAUAAAGUCAAUCAGAGUUCAGGGCACCAAGCACCGCAGCACCGGGACACAAGUUAGUAACAAGGCUGGUCUGAGAACUCAGGAGUUCCAGGCUCCCAGCUUUAGGCUCAUUCCACUAGAUCAUGUUCCCUCUCCCAAGCUGGCAGUUAACCCCACUGAUGAUGAACUAUAUGGAAUACCUGUUAGAAACCCAUACAUUUUACUUGGCUCGUUGAGACCAAUAUUUUCUCUAUAGAAUGUCAGGAACAAGACUCUUGUGCAUAUUUAAUACUGAAAGUAAAAACAAAUGUGCCCGUGAAGGUGUGUGUAUGUAUAUGGUGUGGGACAGAUUCACUGGUGUUGCUUUGGGUUGUUCUGAUGACAUACAGUGGCAAACACAUUAACUUGCUAAUUGAACCUGGUUUACAACUUUGUUGCAUCACUGGAGAAGUGUAAAGCAGCUGAAAUGUACCAGUAGCACUGGAUGCUAUAUAUUCACGCACAUUUUAUGUGUGUGGUGACGACAGCCAUAUGAUAAAUGAUGGAGCCAUGUGAUAAGUUGCACAGACAUGUGACAGGUUGCAUUUAUUAUGCACCCUUGAGCACUCAUCUGUACUCUGCCCACUAAUCCAUCUCCUGCAGGUUAAUUCUAACAGUCCAGCCUCUGAGCAGCUGCCAGCUUUUAAAAAAAUCAAUCAACCUGCCACAAAAAUGUUUCUUUCCCCAAAAUAUAGAAUUUCCUACCCCUCCCACUCUCAAAUGACACUGGUCAGAGAUGCAGGCUAGGCAAUAUUCUUUUCCACACCAGUGACUGAUUUAAAGUUUGACACAUUAUGGCUGUAUGGAGCUAGAAACCAACGGAAAAGGGAGAUUCCCAGCCUUCCAAUUUGACACAAAGCAGGUGCUUCUCACUCAGUGAUAUUUUUAAGUACAGAAAAGCUAUUUUAGAUAAUAUUUGAUGGUUUUUUAUUAGUUUUAAGUUUUUCAUUGCCUGUGAAGCCCUGUUCAUGGUAAGUAAGGCCCUUGACUUUACAGGUAGAGGGAUACAAGAAGUCGUCCCAACACAAUUUUUUAAAACUCCCUAAAAUACUUUAAAAUAAAAUAAAAUGUGGCACACAAAAAGAGCACAAUAAUGUGGUGGUAGAAAUGUGUCAUUAGCACGCAUGUGGGAAUGAGCUGAAUAACUUCUCCGUCAUGAAUUUAAAACUAGUGAGUCAGGCAACCAGCCCAAACGCCUUUAUACCACGCCACAUUCUCAUGUACUCCAUAACAGUACUGCAAUAUGGGAGGAGUGGGGGUGGGGGAGGAACAUCAAACCUAGAUAGUUACCAUGAAGUCUCAUUAUUAUAUUGGGUGGUUUUAAAUGUUAAGUUAUGCCUAGUUUUCUGGAGGUGGAAGCUGUUGGGUUCUUUUAUAAUAUUCUUCAUGCACAUUUUUGUUGGAAUGAAACAAUGUGUCUGAAGGACUGGAAGAGUAAAACGUUAAUUUAGUUAUUAGGCUAAUUUGCAUAUGUUCCGUGCUGGUCACCUGAUUAUAAUAACAAUCUAAGGUGGUUCAAUAACUGUAAACUUGUUUUGCUAUUGUGCAGCUUAAUUGUUACCUACCUGUAUUAUGAACAUCUGUGUAUUUGGAAAAUAAAUCCGUCUUACAAGAAAGAUUGUGCAAACUUUUCCUAUUAUAUACCAAUGUAUAUUGCUGAUGUCAAAUAAAAUACUCUUGUGAGAGUUCUUAAA